CUCUUGACGGUCUUGACGAGGGCAGCGCGCCCGGCGCAUGAGAUUUAGUUGCUUCCAGAGCAGAGCAGGAGGUGGUGGAAUAUAAUUCGUCUCAUCGCCAACCAUGAACAUAUACAUUUGCUCUGGCCCGGUCUGAACUGGAAGGGACAGUGGAUGACAGGGGGUGGCUGUGAAGCUCAUUUAGUGACGCGCCCCGAGACGCGUCGGUAGAGCAGUCCCGUGACUCGUCUUUUCUCCACCCCCUCUUUCCGUGAACGUCGACAGCGAUGGACAGCGACGAGGAUCUUGCAAGAGCCAUCGCGCUCAGCCUACAGGACCAGGCCAACAAGCCCAAGGCUCAGCCCGAAGUGCACGUCAUAGACGACUCGUCAGACGACGACGAAAUAACUAUUCUAGACGAGGACCCGCAAUUCAGCAGGGACCUCAAGCGCGCCAUGAAGCAGUCCAAGGCAGAGGCGGAAACCUCAGCUUCCACUUCCAGAAACGCCACGUCCCCCGCCCCUCCAGCGCCCCAGGCGCCGGGUGCACCAUCUGGCUUCAUCUCAGAACGCGCAAAGAUGGAACAGGAACGUCUUGCUCGGCUGAAGCGUCUUCGCGGCGACAGCGUCACCGAUACCACAUCCGCAGACCAGGGCGACCAGAUUCCGGUGAUGAAAAGGCAACGCGUUUCGCCUUCACGCGCGUACGCCGGUAAUAACCGUGCCGCUCACAGCGUCUCCGCCUUCGCCUCUUCGUCCUCGUCUGGCGUCGAUGAGGCGGGCGGGAAGGGUGGCGGGAAGGAGAAAGGAAAGGAGAAGGAAAGAGACGUGCCCACUAUUGACAGGACAUUCUGGGACGGCGAGCUCAGGCCGACAGCAAACAGGCAUGCAGAGCCGAGGGCGGACGGGCGGGCUACGUUCAGGCUGUCAGAGGUUAUCGGACAUAAAUCCAACAUCGAGUUCGCGAUUCUCUCCUCCUUUAGCACGUCCAUCUCCUGGAUCUACGAGUUCUUCGACCCGCACACGCCCGUCAUCUUUGUCGCGCAGCCUGAUUCCUCGGGAAACGCGGCGCUCAAGAACGUGCUUCCGAACUGGCUCAUGACGACCCCGUUCUUGCGGAACGGGUAUGGGUGCCAGCAUAUGAAGUUCAUGUUGCUGUUUUACAAGGACGGACGUCUCCGUGUCGUUAUUUCGACUGCAAACCUGAUCGACUAUGACUGGCGGGAUAUUGAGAAUGCUGUCUGGUUACAAGACGUCCCUAGGCGCCCCUCGCCCAUCCCACACGACCCCAAAGCAAAGGAUGACUUCCCCUCGAUCAUGCAGAAUGUCCUCCGCUCGGUCAACGUGCGCCCAGCGCUGGCGAAUAUGCUCGCUAACGACCACCCAAACCUCCCCCUGCAAACCAUCGCAGACCUGCGCACGCACUGGGACUUCUCAAAAGUCAAAGUGAAGCUCGUCCCGAGCAUCGCAGGGAAACACGAGGGCUGGCCCGCGGUCGUGCAGAGCGGGCACCCGCGGCUGAUGAAGGCCGUGAGGGACAUGGGCCUGCGGACGGGCAAAGGCAAGGCUGCGAAGGAGCUGGUGGUGGAAUGCCAGGGCUCCUCGAUAGGCACGUACACCACCCAGUGGCUCAACGAGUUCCACCACUCCGCGCGUGGCGAGUCCGCCGAAGACUGGCUCGACGCGCCGCGCUCGCGCCGCACGAAGCUGCCGUUCCCGCCCGUCAAGAUUAUUUUCCCGAGCUUGAAGCGCGUGCGCGCGACGGCGCUCGGCGAGCGCGGUGGAGGUACGAUGUUCUGUAAGCGGGCGCAGUGGGAGGGGAAGAACUUUCCUAGAGGAUCCUUUUAUGAGAGCGAGAGUCGGGGUGGGAGGACGCUGAUGCAUACCAAGAUGAUCAUCGGCACGUUCCGCUCCAACCCGCUCGUCAGCGUAGGGGCUGGCACGUCGAAAAGUGCUCCUCAAAAGAAACAGCUCGAAGACUCUGAAACUGAGCCAGAAGAUGAUGAUGUAGAUCCAGACAUCCAAAUCGUCAACGAACCCAUCGGGUGGGCGUACGUUGGUUCGCACAACUUCACACCCUCCGCGUGGGGCACGCUUUCGGGCUCGUCGUUUAAUCCUUCACUUAAUAAUAUAAACUACGAAUUGGGCAUCGUCAUGCCACUAUAUAACGACGAGGACAUCGACAGAGUGAGCUGUUUCAAGCAUCCGCCGAAGAAGUAUGGUUCGGAUGAUGUUCCUUGGAUGCAAGACGAGUCAUUGAUUCUACGCGAGAUUGCUGCUGCUAGCAGCUGAUGUUGCGAUCCUUGUUCUGUAGAAUGCC
Messenger RNA from Coniophora puteana RWD-64-598 SS2, 2298 nucleotides. Its product is annotated as phospholipase D nuclease. The record is from RefSeq and is a predicted model, not a curated record. NCBI's taxonomy places the organism in Eukaryota, Fungi, Basidiomycota, Agaricomycetes, Boletales, Coniophoraceae. Gene Ontology annotation, biological process: single strand break repair; double-strand break repair. Gene Ontology annotation, cellular component: nucleus. The coding region runs from base 267 to 2270 and encodes 667 amino acids. The transcript has 12 exons. Gene Ontology annotation, molecular function: 3'-tyrosyl-DNA phosphodiesterase activity; double-stranded DNA binding; single-stranded DNA binding.